CUGAAUAAAGAACAGGAAGAGUCGCACGAAUUCGCGGUCAAAGAAUUGGAGACUGAAUUGGAGGAUAAGAUUAGAUCAUUGGAUGAAUUGCAGAGAAUUUUGAACGAAAAUCAAGUUUUGCUGAAAACAAAGUCCGAAACAAUCGAUGAGAUGUCGGAACAGAAGCAGGAAUUAGAGAAUCGUUUCGAAGAGGCAAAGCUUAAGAACCAAACGCUCGCCAAUCAAAUGGAGGGUUUGAUUAAAAUGGUUGAGAUUGAGAGCCAGGAGAAGGAGAGACUCAAAGAGACUGUCGAUAGUAUCCAAAGGGAGAACUUCGAAGAAAGCGAUUUAAUGCGAGAGAAAGACGAGAGAAUCGAUAGUUUGCAGAAAGAGAUCCGCAAACAAGUGGAGGACCAGCAGGAGAUCGAAGAGCUGUUGAAUGAAAAGCAAUCGGAAAUCGAUUCACUCAAUAAAGACCUCGUUUUGGCCCAAAAAGAAAAGAUUGAGUUCGAGAACCGCUCCGAAGAGCUCCGCAAGAAGUUGCAGACCAUUAGCGCCAAUUCUGGUGAUGAGAUAAUAACACUUCAGCAACAG
Messenger RNA from Oppiella nova, 573 nucleotides. NCBI's taxonomy places the organism in Eukaryota, Metazoa, Arthropoda, Arachnida, Sarcoptiformes, Oppiidae. The record is from the annotation of a GenBank genome assembly.